AUGGGAAAGAAACAAGCUUACAAGCUUAUAUUGAAAAUACAUGGAAAAGAAUUUGCUGAUGCCUUUCUUAUAAAAGGAAACACUCAAAACGUUAGCACACAAAAACUGGGGAGUAUACAGCUCCUACCCAGAUUCCACAUGAAAGCCAUCGAAUACUUGAUUGCUCAAGGCACAGUUGAUGACAUGGAAGAAGCAGAAAGACUUUUAGAUAUACUUCUGGCAAGAAGAGCAACAGCCAAAAAGGCCACCACAGUAAAGAGUCAGGAGGAAAGGACCAGCCUGGAGUCUGAAAGUGAACUCUCAGAUGGCUCUGAAGUGGAUGACGAGAUUACAGAGCCUGGAGAUGAUGAGUCUGACAGCUUUGAAAUGGAUGAAGAUAGUGACUAUUAA
Messenger RNA from Paramuricea clavata, 390 nucleotides. The record is from the annotation of a GenBank genome assembly. Lineage: Eukaryota; Metazoa; Cnidaria; Anthozoa; Malacalcyonacea; Plexauridae.